CGCGUCCGGGCGGAAGUGGUGGCCCGCGCGUCCGGCCCUGCGCAGCGAGGCGGCCGCCGCAGGGCACCGGAGCCUGGCCGGCAGCGGGUCUGGCCCAGGGCCACCAUGAUCUCUCUUCCAUCUACCUCCAGCAAACUCUUUUUCUCCCGGGCAUCUUCUUCCCUUCAGUGACCCCAGGAAAACUGGUCCCUUAGCAUGCCAGCUCCAUUGCUCUUUCCCUUCCGGGGUUUGCUUGGCAUCGUCUUCCACCAUGUUCUCAACACUGCACAGGAUUGGAACCUGAGUCUGCUGGUGUCAAGGGGAUCUGACUGGCCAAAACUUGAGAAAAGCACCAGAUCUCAGAAGGACCUGUGUGACAAGGGAGCAUGUGCUGCAGCCUUGAAGGAGCUGAAUUGGCAGCUCCUUCCUGUUGUGAGCAUGUUGGCUGAGGACCAUCCUCUUGGUCUGGGGUGCAGACCCUUCUUYUAGCCCCUCCUCAGGUCUCAGCAUAACAGUUCAGCUGGAGCCUGUUGGCAUAGUGGUCUCCCUGGGGCCUCUACCCACUGCCCUCAGUGAGCCUUCUCUGUGUGCCCAAAAACCCUGUAGAAAGCAGAUUGGAGGAGCCAGCCUGCUCUCUGGAUGAGGCAAGGGUUUCUUGUUGCAUGUGGCCCAGCGUGUCCUCAGGAAGAGAACUCAAGUGAAGCACAGAUUUGUCUAGGCAUUGUCACAAGGCCACCACAACAGUCUAGGAACAAUACUCUACGUCUGUCACUUUUUUUCUUGUCCAAAUUGACCCGAUCCCCAAAGCUUGUGUUACAUCCAAAGAGGUGGACAAAAUCAUAAUCUUGCAACUGAAUGGGCCCGAUGGGUGUGACCGGGUUUUCGCAGCCCAGAGCAACUUAGUGAGUGUGUGGGCUUAAGCUUUUGGUACAGGAGAACAUGCUUGCCCAUCUGUCACCUGUGUGCCUGACAUGUCGUGCGGCCCUGAGCACAGGAGUGUAAGUCCAGGAGCUGAGUGGGCAGGGGAAGAUGCUGUGGGAAGUCAGAAGUUCUGAGCUGACAUCUGGCUUCACACUGAGCAGGGUGACUGAGCUCUGAGCAUGUAGUGCAGGAGUGAGGGACGGGGAGACCCAGCACCGAGAGCUGUCCCGCCCUGCCUGGAUCCUGAAUGGGAGGAGUCUGCUCUGACAGUGCCUGAAACCUGUUAGCUCUGCCACCUGCCUUAUUGCACUUCUUAAGGAAGUAGGAGAGACCUGUAGACUGGCCGGCUGUCUGCUGUGUAGGCACUGCUGAUCCCUCUGCUCGUGGUGGAGAGUGGGUGCAGGCCUGGGGUUUCCAUGGAGGUUCUGCCCGGUGCUCAGUCUGAUGCCCGUCCAGCCCUCUGACCACCUGGAAUGGAAUGAGCCUAUGCACUCCCUCCGGAUAAGUGUGGGGGGACUUCCUGUGCUGGCGUCCAUGACCAAGGCCGCAGACCCCCGCUUCCGUCCCCGCUGGAGGGUGAUCCUGACAUCCUUCGUGGGCGCAGCCCUCUUCUGGCUGCUGUACUCCCACCGCCCAGCCCCGGGCAGGACUCUUGCUCACAAUGCACACAACUGGAGACUUGGCCAGACGCCUGCUGCCCACUACAAUGACACCUACCCCCUCUCGGCCCCCCAGAGGACGCCAGGUGGACUUCGGUACCGAAUUGCAGUCAUUGCUGACCUGGACACAGAGUCUAAGGCUCAGGAGGAAAACACCUGGUUCAGUUACCUGAAGAAGGGCUAUCUGACCCUGUCAGACAGUGGGGACAAAGUGACCAUUGAGUGGGACAAAGACCAUGGGAUCCUAGAGUCCCACCUGGCAGAAAAGGGAAGGGGCAUGGAGCUCUCUGAUCUGGUCGUCUUUAAUGGGAAACUCUACUCUGUGGAUGACCGCACGGGGGUCAUCUACCAGAUCGAAGGCACGAAGGCUGUGCCCUGGGUGAUUCUGUCUGAUGGCGAUGGGACCGUGGAGAAAGGCUUCAAAGCGGAGUGGCUGGCUGUGAAGGACGAGCACCUGUACGUGGGCGGCCUGGGCAAGGAGUGGACCACCACCACCGGGGAGGUGAUGAAUGAGAACCCCGAGUGGGUGAAGGUGGUGGGCCACAGGGGCAGCGUGGACCACGAGAACUGGGUGUCCAGCUACAAUGCCCUGAGGGCCGCCGCUGGGAUCCGACCCCCAGGCUACCUCAUUCACGAAUCUGCCUGCUGGAGCGACACCCUGCAGCGCUGGUUCUUCCUGCCUCGCAGRGCCAGCCACGAGCGCUACAGUGAGAAGGAAGAUGAGCACAAGGGCACCAACCUCCUCCUGAGCGCGGCCCAGGACUUCGGGGACAUCUCCGUCCGCCGUGUUGGGGAGCUGAUCCCCACACACGGCUUCUCAUCCUUCAAGUUCAUCCCCAACACUGACGACCAGAUAAUCGUGGCCCUCAAAUCCGAAGAGGACACUGGCAUCGUUGCCACCUACAUCAUGGCCUUCACACUUGAUGGGCGCGUCCUCCUCCCAGAAACCAAGAUAGGAAGUGUGAAGUAUGAAGGAAUAGAGUUCAUAUAGAUUAAAAUGCUCCCAACGCCAGCAAGGCUGAGCCGGGCCUCUGGUUCUGUAAAGCCCAGGGGACUCACUUCUGUUGUCUUCUCUUUGUAACCAUGAGGUGUGUUUCUGGCUUCGUCCCCAGAGCAGGGAGUUCAGUUCCUGGCGUGGAGCAGCCUGAGGUUGUGAGCGGCAGGGAGGCCACUGGGACCUGGCAGCUCCCAGCUCUGCACUGCCGGGCGGCUGCAGAGGCCACCGCUGCAGGCAUCUUGAUCUGGGCUGCCGGCUGCCCACCAGGUUCUGCCCCCUCUGGCCCACCUGGCCUCCCAGGCUUGCCUUUCCCUGAGCUCUCUGUGUAGUCGGUGCUUCAGGAGCGCCUAGAGCACUGAAGCAGGUGCCCUGUCUUGGAAAACAGGGAGUGGAGGCAGGCCUGCCGUGAGGAGCUCCCAGCUACUCCCAUCCUCCUCUCAAACCCGGGCAUCCAUUCCAUGCGCCCCCAGACCCUUGGAAAGUAAAUGUUUACACUGCAGGAUGCAUGGAGCAUGGUGGCCUCUGGGGACACCUGCCCACUGCUGACUGGCACCCUGCAAGGUUGCUCCCAGCCACCCCACAGCCAAGGACCCUGCUUCCGCCCUUUGGGAAUGUUCUAGGGCUGUGUAGCACUGUGAGGUUUUAAUUAUUAACUUAUUUUUACUAAAGUAGUUUCCUCUCUUAUCAAACGGAAUCACCAAAUCUCACCCCACAGAGCAAAGUCACAGUGAAUAAAUUUGCCACSAGCGGCAGGAAGUUGUCACUAAGCAGCCACAGGUAGCAAAGCCAGUUUACAGUGGUGUCUGAGUGCUUGGCUCGCGGCCAUUCCCUGGCAGCUUUCAGAAGGCGCCUUGCCCUUCAGGACUCUCACGGAUGACUUGAAUGUCUCGUUCCCUGACCCAGGAGGCACCCUGGGUUCUGGCCGGCCGGCAGCUGACCCUUGACCAGGGCGGCUUUGUUCUGCAGGUUGUCCUGCCACCUCCUGGGUUUCUCUCCAUGGCCUUCCUCCUCCCUGUGGGAGUUUUGCAGCCUCCUCUCUGUGGAAGCUUCACACAGACUUGGCUCCUUGUUGGUCCCUGUUGUCUCGUCCCAGUGCUGGGGAGGUGGGGGUGGUUGGGGACAGAGGUAAGGCAGGACUAAGCCAAGAAGGGAUGAGUCCAUUCAUCAUGGCAUCCCUGCCUGGCUGCCUCACCCUGCGACAGAAGCUCGGCGGUGGUGGGAGGGACUCUUGGCUGCACCUGGCCCUGUGCUGACCCUUGCAGACCUCUUCUCCUUGGAACUGGGACAGUCCCCUGCCGGACUCUGGUGAGACGUCCUGCACAGCUUGGUCCUUCUGCUGUAGGAGAAGCAGCAGAGCAAAGACACUCGACUGAACGUGAUGUUUCUCCAAGCCGGGCUUCCUCGGGCGCAGCCACAACCCCACUCUCCUGCCUUUGCCUGGCGGGCUUCUGAGCUGCCACCCCCUGAGCGUCGAUGCCAUCAGAGCUGUUCUUUAAAACAGAAUCAAGACGUCCAGAGGCUGGGCAGUCACUGGCUUGAGGCACUCUUGAUGUUCUGAGGCCCCUGAGCCACAGGCCAGGUGUGCGACUGAGUGACUUCCAGAGACCUGGAAGCCAGCCUUCCCUGUCCCCGUGUUCGCUGCUGUCGGCAUGAUGAUUGUCUCCUUCCCUUUGUCCAUUUGUUUCAUAAACAAUAAA
Molecule: messenger RNA, 4253 nt
Organism: Urocitellus parryii (Arctic ground squirrel)
Lineage: Eukaryota; Metazoa; Chordata; Mammalia; Rodentia; Sciuridae
Gene: Cant1
Product: calcium activated nucleotidase 1
Biological process (GO): proteoglycan biosynthetic process
Molecular function (GO): GDP phosphatase activity; UDP phosphatase activity; calcium ion binding
Source: RefSeq, a predicted model, not a curated record